AUGUUUAAUACAAAUACAUCUAACAUUUCAACAAAUGUAUAUGGUUUAUCACAAAAGACAAGAGCAUUAUCACAUAUUACAGCGGAAGCAGAUGUAAACCGAUUUUUAGUUGGAACAACAGCAUUAAGAGAAGAGAAUGAAAUUGCAUUAUUAGAAGCAAAAGAAGGUGAAGGUGUUAGAUGUUUAUCAAUAUUUCCACACCCAAAAGAAAUCCAUUCAAUAACGUCAUGUCCAUUUGAUUCAUCAUUAUUCUUUUCAGUAUAUAAUACAUCAGGUGGUGGUAAUAAUAAUAGUAAUAAUACAAAUAACAAUGAUAAUACAAAUAACAAUACAAAUAAUAAUGAUUUUAAAUCAUCAUUAUGGAGAAUUAAUGAAUCUAUGGAUUCAAUUGAAGAAUUAUUUGAAUUAAAAGGACACACAGGUAUAAUUAAACCAAUCCUUUGUGAUCCAUCAGGUUCAAAUAAUUUCAUUAUCUCAUUAGAUGAUUCAAACAUUAGAUUAUGGUCAAAGAUUGAUGAUCAAAAUGAACCAACAGUUAUUAAACAAUUUGGUAAUCUUUCAAAAUUAUCUGUUGGUUCAAUUAAUCCAAAUAUAUCAAACCAAUUAGCAACUGCAAAUGAUGUUAAUAUUAAAGGUUGGGAUUUUAGAAAUGCAAAAGAAACAUUUAGUAUGGAUAAAGCACAUUCAGAACAAAUUAGAGAUAUUGAUUUUAAUCCAAAUAAACCAUAUUAUUUAUUAUCAGCAGGUGAUGAUUGUAAAUUAAAGAUUUGGGAUACUAGACAAACUAGAGAUCCUGUUAAAAUAUUCUCUGGUCAUAAUCAUUGGAUUUGGUCUGCUAAAUUUAAUAGAUAUCAUGAUCAAUUAAUCAUUACUUCAAGUAGUGAUAACACUGUAAAAUUAUGGAACCUUUAUUCUUUAUCUUCUGCUUUCAAUAGUGAAAAUAAUAUUAGUAAUAGUAAUGAACAACAACACUCACAACAACCAAAUGAACAACAACCACAACAACCACCACAACCAGUUAAACAAAAGAAAAAUAAAAGAAAUGAAGAUCAAUUAAUUAAAACUUAUGAAGAACAUGAAGAUAGUGUUUAUAAUAUAUCAUGGAGUUCAAGUAAUUUCUUAUUUGCAUCUUUAUCUUAUGAUGGUAGAUUUGUUGUUAAUAAUGUACCAAAAGAAUAUUCCGAUAUUUUAUCUUAUAUUUGA
Messenger RNA from Dictyostelium discoideum AX4, 1203 nucleotides. It is a transcript of the gene tssc1, whose product is annotated as WD40 repeat-containing protein. Bases 1 to 1203 code for a protein of 400 amino acids. The transcript is spliced from 3 exons. Lineage: Eukaryota; Evosea; Eumycetozoa; Dictyosteliales; Dictyosteliaceae. The record is from RefSeq and is a predicted model, not a curated record.